Molecule: messenger RNA, 3240 nt
Organism: Scophthalmus maximus (turbot)
Lineage: Eukaryota; Metazoa; Chordata; Actinopteri; Pleuronectiformes; Scophthalmidae
Product: indian hedgehog B protein-like
Exons: 3
Coding region: 763-2022 (419 amino acids)
Biological process (GO): protein autoprocessing; intein-mediated protein splicing; regulation of gene expression
Molecular function (GO): calcium ion binding; patched binding
Source: RefSeq, a predicted model, not a curated record
GAGACUAAAACCUUAACAGCAGGGGUGUGAGUGCAGGUCUGAGAGUUCGCACCUGUGAGUCCAAAGGACAGAGUGAGCGCGCAGCGGCCAGGACAGUCUCGUGGCUCCGUGUUUGUCUGUCCUCUCGGGCUGAACCCCCGGCUGACAAUAAACAGAUGAAGGCGGCCGCGGGACCUGUGCCACCCCGAUGGGAGGAGAGGACGGCGCAGAGGGCAGGUCCAGCAGGGCGCGGCCUCCUCCUUCUCCCGCGGCACCUCAUCUGCACUGUAGUAGGAUCUCUUCCAUUUCCAUUUCUGCCAACAGCCCUGCGCCACAGGGACGCAUUGAGAACAAACCCGAGAGGCAGAAACCGCUGCGGGGACACCCUUUGACCGCCGUGCCCAACAGGCGCAGCCUGCCUACGCACCGCGCGCCUCCCUGUCUGUCUGUAGCCCGUUUCUCACAGCUCAGACACAGAGUGACCGCUUUGAACCUGCCAGCCAAGAUAAACUCACCUCGCCUAUAUAUGCCCCUGCCUCUGCGUGCACUCGGGACCGGGGAGUGUCGGCAGCGCACAGGAGCGGUUCGGGUCUCUCGCGGCGCACUGGCCACUUUUACGCGCCGGGAAUGGCGACUCUAUGGGACUCGGGGAUGAGUCCGGCGACGUUACCUCUGCUAUAAUACAGUCGAGGUGAACCCACGCAAGGGGACGCGACGAAAAGAAAAUACAGUGGUGACAUUUGGGCCACCCGCCGGGGGGUGACACACCGGCCCCGUGGCGGAAUGCUACUCCCGACGCUGGUGACGUGCCUCGCCGUGUGCGCCUUUCUCCUCUCGCCGGUCAGCGAGGGCUGCGGGCCGGGUCGAGGCUAUGGCAAGAGGCGGCCACAGGGGAAGCUCGUGCCGCUCGCCUACAAGCAGUUCAGCCCCAACGUGGCCGAGAAGACUUUGGGGGCCAGCGGGAGAUACGAAGGGAAAAUAACUCGGAGCUCUGAGCGCUUCAAGGAGCUCACCCCGAACUACAACCCCGACAUCAUCUUCAAGGACGAGGAGAACACAGGUGCAGACCGCAUGAUGACACAGCGCUGCAAAGACAAGCUGAACUCCCUGGCCAUCUCAGUGAUGAACCUCUGGCCCGGGGUCCGGCUUCGAGUCACCGAGGGCUGGGACGAGGACGGCCACCACUCGGAGGAGUCGCUGCACUACGAGGGCCGGGCGGUGGACAUCACCACAUCGGACCGGGACAGGAACAAGUAUGCCAUGCUGGCGCGGCUGGCGGUGGAGGCCGGGUUCGACUGGGUCUACUACGAGUCCAAGGCCCACAUCCACUGCAGCGUCAAAUCAGACCACUCAGUGGCGGCCAAAUCUGGAGGUUGUUUCCCUGGUGAGGCUACGGUCACGUUGGAGAGCGGCGGUCAGAAGUCCAUCAGUGACCUGCAGCCCGGCGAACGGGUCCUGGCCUUAUCGGGCAGCGACGGUGGCGGUGAGCUGGUCUACAGCGAAGUCCUGACAUUCCUGGACCACGACCCCGUGACACGGAAGCUCUUCUACACUCUGCAGACAGAAUCCAGGGCACAGCUCCAGCUCACCGCUGCCCACCUGAUGUUUGUAUUUGAGGGGAACUGCUCAGAGGGGGCAGUGCCAGCCCGGGGCGCCCGCAGGACUGUGUACGCCAGCGACGCCAGACCGGGACAGUGCGUGCUGGUGUUGGAGGGUAAACCUGGGAGGGACAACAGAGCGGGGCAUCUUUCUCGGAUCACCCGGGUGAGCCUGAGGGAGAGGACGGGGGCGUUUGCACCGUUGACCCAACAGGGGACGGUGGUGGUGGACGGCGUGGCGGCGUCCUGCUACGCCGUGGUGGACCAACACAACCUGGCCCAUUGGGCCUUCACCCCGCUCAGGUUGCUGCACAGCUGGACUGGCACCACCGGGCGCCACAGUGAUGGGAUCCACUGGUACUCUCAGCUUUUACACUGGCUGGGGAGGUUGCUGCUAGACUCUGGUCGCCUCCACCCACUGGGCGCGGCCCGGGACGACAGGUAAGGGGGGAAAAAGGUACAAAACGUAUAUAGACAGGAACCCGGGGACCCCUUUGCCUUGUGAUGGGCAUGGACCCCAAAUACAAACCUGCAGAGCUGAACAGGAACCACAGCGAACUACCUACAGGAUGAGAGAUGUUUGGGUUCCUGCCAUGGCCUGAUGGGAGUUUUCUAACAGGGGGAAAGGGAUGUGUGAACUGACACAGACGAAUUCCUCCAAAAAUGAUGCAGACAGUGAACAUCAGAGCAAUCGGAGUGCACACACUCCGGUGUUUCAACGACUCUGUAUCCUUGAAAAACGUUAAAACAGUAAUCCUGUCAUUAACCCUUUAAUUCGCCCCGGAAAACACACCAAGCACCUUAAUUAAAGUAUAAAUUGUGUGUUACAGGGUGACAGACACACAAACCGUUCAUCUACAUAUUGAUUAGAUUUUAAUGGGUGCAUGAUUUGCUCAGUGAUUUACACAUCAGUUAUCGACUAUCACAUUUUUAUUGGGUUGGGAUUUUGGUUUACGUUCCUGAGAAGAUAUUCUCAGGUAUUCACAGGGAUAAGGAAUUUAGGAUAAAUUAAUGGCUUGUUUUAUCUUGUGGAUUUAGGGUUUUUUACAUAAUAAAAACCAUACAAAACAGCAUGGAGGCCAUUGAGUGAAAAACUAAAGCACUUUUAAGUAAUGGUGAGGUCUAGUGUUAACUGGUCAAUGUUAAGGGGUUCUCAAAAAACAAAAAAUGUAUACUGUGCAGAUAACCCAUUCAUUAUAACUGUAAAAUCCCAAUACAGAUAUAAUAAUACAGAUAAUUAGCACCUGAAGAUGAACCAAAAUCCCAACCAUAAUGCCACUUGGAAUUUAUCAAAUAUUUAAGAUCCGUUUGUAAAUUAAGGGGGGGAGUCAUUGGCCAAUGUAAAGGCCAUAAAACCAUGCAGGUAAUCUGCUAAGAACAUUUUGUAUGUACAACUGAUUAAUUAUUGAAACCCAUUAAGAUAUCUUGAGUGUUUUCAUAUAAAUGGGUAAAUUAGUGUUAAAUUGAGGGAUUUAGUUUUAUAGUGUCCACGGGGAUGCUGUGUUGUACAUUAACAUUACUGCUUUAAUACAGAGAGAUUUUAGAGGAAACGAUGAGUUUAUUUAAGUGUUAUUUUUAUUAAAAAAUCCAGUGAUGUUUUGGUGGGGCGCACAAGAGAUAUGAAUAAAAAAAAGAUUUAUUUUUUAAAUUAAAUUAUACGGAA